AUGAUCCGCGGAAGCACUUCCAAAGGCAGGCGACGCACCAUCAGGGAACUUCUCUUGUGCUUCAGCAAGAAGAUCAGCGAAAGAUUCAGCCCUGUCGCGGCGGAGGGGCAGGCUCAGACUCCUGAGACGAUUGGCCGGACUGCCGCUGCUCCCUCGGCCCGCGCGGUUGUGGUCGCUGCUGUGGUGGUUGCUGGUGUUGCUGCUGCUGCUGCUGCUGACGCGGACGCUGCGGCUGACGCUGGCGUUGCUGCUGGUGCUGCUGCUGCUGCUGCUGCUGCUGUUGCUGCUGCUGCUGACGCGGGUGCUGCGGCUGCGGCUGCUGCUGCUGCAGUUGCUGUUUCGCAAACCGCGUCAGCGCUCCUGCCCCUUCACGCUCGCGGUGAUGAUGAGGAUGUUGCCAACCCCACAGUGCUGGUGAGUUUGGAUGCAAAGAACGCCUUCAACUCCCUCGACCGCCAGGCUCUCUUCGACGCAAUCGAGGGACGUGCGAGUCGCGACUACUUUGAUGGGAGCAUCACUGAAGGCGCAAGCUUGCCCUCUUGCGAGCAUCUCCGUUUGUUCGCCUCCUACCUCUCCAGCUACUAUGGAGACUCUGCUGACCUUCGACUCUUUCACAAAAGUCAGUCAGCCUCCGUUCAGUGUACCUCGGGCGUCUGUCAGGGCGAUGUCCCCUCCAGCGUAUUUUUCUGCCACAGUAUCCACCCCCUGCUCCUCCAUAUCGCAGAGCUUUUUCCCUCUGUUCGAGUCUUGGCCUAUGCUGACAACGUCGUGCUUGUCGGUCCACUCGAGGAUGCCGUUGCAGCUACGUCCGCUAUGAAGAAGUACAUGUUGGCUGAUCUGAAGCUAGAGAUUCAACCUCGCGAGUCGAAAGUUUACAUCCCCUCCUGGCAUCAACACCCUGAUCUCUCGCAGCUGAAGAAGAGCCUUAAGCGCCGUCUCAAGACUCAACUUCUUCACUUCGAGGUCGUCACUGGCGGGAUUACACUUGGCGGCCUGCCUAUCGGCACGGAUGGAUUUCAUGCUAGUCAGCUCCGAGCGAAGGUUUCUACCCUCAACGAAGAGCUCUCGAAGCUCGGGCUCGUCCAGCAUGGCUUCAUGUUCAAGACGCUGGUGAGGGCGAGCCAUCUCCAGAAGCUGCGCUUCUUCCUCCAGGGGUCUUCUCCGUUUCUCCCGCGGGUCCAAUCACAGAUUCGUCGCUUUGACCUCUCUGUCCACCUGGCGCUUGAGAAAUACCACCGCUGGCCUUCCUCGCAGUACCUUGCCGCGCAUCCCGACCUGCUAGAGUUUGCGAGGUUCAAGCGGGAGCUUCCGCAUAGUCGGGGAGGGGACGAGUUCACGCCCUCUGAGGGUCUACACCCCGCUGUUUACUAUACGGCUAUCGGUCGCUUCCUCGCUUGGUACUCUGUCCAGCCCAUGUCCCGGACCUUGCCCUCUCCUCAUAGCCUGGACGUUCACUGCUCGAGAUCUCUCCGUGCCCCAGAAGCAUCCUCUGGCGACCUUGUUCGUUGA
Molecule: messenger RNA, 1509 nt
Organism: Guillardia theta CCMP2712
Lineage: Eukaryota; Cryptophyceae; Pyrenomonadales; Geminigeraceae
Exons: 2
Coding region: 1-1509 (502 amino acids)
Source: RefSeq, a predicted model, not a curated record